Messenger RNA from Sceloporus undulatus (fence lizard), 2774 nucleotides. It is a transcript of the gene C3H21orf91, whose product is annotated as chromosome 3 C21orf91 homolog. Lineage: Eukaryota; Metazoa; Chordata; Lepidosauria; Squamata; Phrynosomatidae. The transcript is spliced from 5 exons. Bases 272 to 1153 code for a protein of 293 amino acids. The record is from RefSeq and is a predicted model, not a curated record.
GGGAAUAGAAAAGGAGACCGAAGUAGGCAGGCGCAUUUUUUCAGUUCCCCAUCCCUCUAUUGGGCCAAGCGAUGGAUUAAUCCGGAAGGGGAAAGGGGGCGGGGCUUGCCUAAAAGCAGCGCCAGGCGCCUGGGCCGAGGAGGAGGCGAGUGGCCCUUCAGUCGCGCUCUCUCUCUCUGUGUCGAGUGUCAGCCAUUUCGUGAAGCAACAGCAGCGGCGUUUUCAAACAGCGGGCAGCCUUUGAAGGACGGGGCGCCAGCGUCGGGGCACUAUGAACGAAGAGCAGUUUGUUAACAUUGACUUGGAUGAUGAUAAUGUUUGCAGCAUAUGCAAAUUAGGAACAGAAAGAGAGACUCUCUCAUUCUGCCACAUUUGUUUUCAGUUAAACAUUGAAGGAAUACCAAAGUCUGAUCUUUUGCAUACGAGAUCAUUAAGAGGACACAGAGACUGCUUUGAGAAAUUCCACUUAAUAGCAAAGCAGAGUUGUCCACAGUCAAAACUCUCCAAGAGUAAAUACGCAGAAGUGAAAAACAUCUUUAGCAAAAAAAUUAACUGGAUAAUACAGUAUGCACAAAACAAAGAUUUGGAUUUGGAUUCUGAAGGUUCGAAACAAACACAGCACCGACUUUUUAGCUUUAGACAUCAGAGAGAGAGAAAGCUACUUCCACAGUCUGAUUCCCAGGUUCCUAAAUAUUCUGCAAAGUGGGUAGAUGGAAACACUGGGAGUAUUUCAAACUGCUCACAAAAUAUUCUAGAACCAAGGGAGUCCAGUGAUUUCAGACUAGAUGUGCUGCAACAGACAGGUGGCACAUUUUGUUGUAGUGAUACAUUGUGGCCUAAUUGUAACCAGUCAUCAGAGUUGGGAAAAACUAAAAAAGAUUUGGAUACCUGUGCCCAAAGAAGACAUCCCCAAUAUAGCAAAGAACAGUUGAGCAUGAUGACUCUAAGAGAGGUAGAGCAGCUGAAUGAAAUACUACUCAAGCAAGUCCAGGAUGUGUUUGAAGAACUGAUUGACCAAGUAAAGGAAAAGGACUCCUUGGCUUCACAACUCAAUGUCCGUCACAUUGCUAUUGAGCAGCUGUUAAAGAAUUGUUCAAAAUUGCCAUGUCUGCAGAUGGGACGGGCGGGAACGAAAUCGAAUAUAUCUAUAUAGAUACAGCCAGACUUGCAUUUCCAGCAUCAUGGAUCUAUGUCAUACAGUUGCACAUUGAAGCAGUAUUUUGGAAAACUUGUAUGUAUUACAAGAUGCAGAGGUAGUUGCAUACAGUGUUACAUACAGUAUUUUUUAAAGAAGAAAAAGCAUUUGGGGGACUACUUUUGACUCUGGAAGUCACCUUUCCCCAUAAUUAUCAGUGUUCUUUGCAGUCACCGAUGAUAAGUGUUUCAGUAUGGCUUAACAAAAAAACAAAACAAAACAAAAAAGAUUUCUGACUGACUGUAAAUAAUCAUGGCGAUUCAAGUGGAAUGCAGAUUUAGAUAUCAAGAAAUGAUGGUGCAACCAGUAUUCAUGAAAUCUACAUUUUUUAUUUAUUGCCAGCAAUAUUUUAUUACUGAAAUUUUUAUAAAAGAAAACUAUUUUAGGUACUUUUCCACAUCUCUUUAUAAAGGUUUUGAAUAAUUAUGAGUAACAUUUUGCCUUGUGUAAUGAUUGUUUACCCUUUUUUCAGGUCAAUGUACUUAUAUUUCAUGAUGGAAAUUGUUUUUUUAAAAAAACUUGUUUCCCAAAGACACAAUCUCAGUGGCUGUAAUACAUUACUUUCUGUUUUCAGCAAUGUAGAAUUUAUUGGGCAUGGAUUGUAUCUUAAUAGAAGAAAUCUAAGCACACCACUCUUUUUUGGAAUGACAGUUCAUGUUACGUUGAUAUAUGCAGAGCUGGAGUUCAGUUUUGUAAGUGAAUUUCUAAUGCUUAAUAAAAAGUAUAUGGCUUCAAAGGAAUAAACCUAUAAUACCUCAUGAAAAUAAUUGCCUUUUUCAUCCUUUUUGUUUCUUGUUAUAACUCUUUGCACAUAGAGAUUCCUGCAUAUAGAUAUUUGUAUGCAAAGAAAAUAAAGGAGCUGGAAGGAACUCAUGUCUUACAUAUUUCAUUACCAGUAGUUACUAAAUUAUGGCUUGCUCUGAAGAGGCUGUCUAUUCGGUGAACAUUAACAUCAAAAAGUCAUUGGGCUAUGGGUUUGCUCCCCUCCUGCUGAGCAUUACUACUUUGGAAGGUUACAGUUGUACAUAUGUUUUGAUUUCACCCAUGGCAUGGACAUUUCCACGAUAAAGGUGCACUGUGAUUGUAUGUAUGACUCAUACCAUUGAAUGUCUCCAGAAUUUUACUUCCUGUUGUGUAUUGCCAAUCGGCCUUCAUAGUAAACCUCUUGGUCAUAUUUGCAACCAAAGAACUAUUUGGUCAUCUGUAUCUGCCCUGUGGAUCUGUCUUGUGAUACUUGGUGACUCUUUCUUCAUAAAACAAAUCAAAUCUAGAAUAAAGAAAGCUCUACAACUGUGUGUACCAUGGCCUUCUAUUGUAAGAAGAAUCAAAAUAGCCAUGUGGCAACUUCAAGUCUGUAGAAUGAAGGAUCUGUUAUAUGGAGACGGAAGCAUUAUGUUAUCUUGCCUUUUAAAUGCUUUGUGAGUACAGGUAAAGUGAUCCUUUUAUCAUUAUGCAGCGACGUGUGUUUUGAAUAAAAUAUAAAGAAAAGUGAGUCUCAUAUGUGCAAAAACAAAGGCCUGUUUUAAGUACAUAAUCUUGUUGGAUCAACUGAAUAAAUGUAUGCCACUAUUGAUCUGAU